Messenger RNA from Metopolophium dirhodum (rose-grain aphid), 2536 nucleotides. RefSeq lists its product as uncharacterized. NCBI's taxonomy places the organism in Eukaryota, Metazoa, Arthropoda, Insecta, Hemiptera, Aphididae. Gene Ontology annotation, molecular function: BMP binding. Bases 182 to 2290 code for a protein of 702 amino acids. The record is from RefSeq and is a predicted model, not a curated record. Gene Ontology annotation, biological process: negative regulation of Wnt signaling pathway; negative regulation of BMP signaling pathway. The transcript is spliced from 4 exons.
AGCUCAGCACUGACGCAGUCUACUGACGUCCUUACAUCUGGAGUGAAGUAUUUUUACGUUUUGAAUUUACUAUGUCAGUUUGUGAUUAAACGAAAAUAAUUAUUUAUUUUAUUAACGCAUAAGUCGAUUAAGUCGUUAUACAGUUCAUAUUAGAAGCCAACUUGAUUGUGUUAUUGCAAAAAUGAGCGCAAUUAAAUUGUGGAUCGUUGUGGUUUCCGGUUUCGCCGUCGGUAAUUGUGCCGGGGAGAGUAGAAAAAUCGACGAAGUGCAGUAUAAAAAUCACCGGACGGCGUCUGUUAGUAACGAAACGUUGCAGAACCACGCCAUGCAGCAUAAGGCAUAUCCGGUGUAUCCGGCGCAGGUUUACGCCAACCUGUCGAACGUCAGGGACUUUGGAGGGAACGCGGAACAGAAGUUGCCAUCGAGGACCACGGAAAUGCCGAUGGACGUGGUGCGAGUGUUCUUCACCUCGGCGCCCGCGGGCAAGAGGAAACAGCUGCAAGACGCUGGGACGACCCCUGUUCCUAGUCCGACCACUCCAGCUACAGGUUCCGUUUACAGGACGGUAACACCGUCUACAUACAUCGUAACCGCUAGGAACGUCGCCGUGUCCGCUGACACCAAAGACCCGUCACACAAGUCUCCCAUUUAUUCGGUACCUCGGUCUGAGGCCGAAGUCAAGUACGCGACUUCGACGGUGGACUUCCGGGGUUCGCCGACGGUCACCGGAGAACAAUCUAAAAUCAAGACAAAAUUCAAUGGCACGAAAAUCAGGCGGAUCUUGAAGGCACAAAACCAGGCACCGCAGUCAUCGCUUCAUUCCACUGUCACCACCUCCGUACAAAUGUCACCCCAAUCCACCAGUAAUCAGCGAAAUUCAACAGCGUUCGUGGUCAACGCUAAAGCAAAUGCCACCGCGGUAGCGUCGUCGAAACCGUUCGCGACCGUGCUGGUACCCAAACACGUCUUGGAUGGAGGAGUUCAGCAUCAUCAACAGCAAGUAUUACGCGAUUACGCGCUGCAAGAAGACUCGUUCCGGCCAAUUGUUCCGCCGAUAUUCACGCCAUACAAAUCGCCUAACGCCGCCGCCGCCGUUGACACAAACAGUAUCACCGAUAACAGACGGAGUUCGGUCAAGAACCACCAACAGUCCCCGCACCGGGCAACCGCCGUGACGGCCGCCCCGAAGUUAAGCAAUUACGGGUUCGUGAAACCGCUCACGUACAAGGUGGAAGAAUACGUCCCGGGUGAAGUGAAACCGUCCGCCGUACUUGACCGUGAUUACAGUAACGAACAGGACAGGUCGGACCGGACUUCCGUGAUUUCCCAAAAACGGGAUACCGAAAAUCCGCACAAGCGCGACCACCAGUUGUCACCGUUGUAUUACGAAAAUUCGCCAAGACACGAUGGUCCGCCAAAAACAGGAGAAUCGUUGAAAUAUGGAUUCGUUGAACCGGUGGUGGGACAGUUCAACGUCGGCAGCGGUCCGCAGAAAUACCGCGAGUUCUAUGAGGCCACCGAGUGGCCAGCCGCGGUGGUCAAAUACGAGAAAUACGACGCGAGAUCGCCGUCGCAGCAGUUCGAAUCGGUCCGAGUGCCGGGACCGGUGUCGGAACCACCCAAGGAGUACUUCAACAGCCCACCCUCCAGCUUUUCGUCUCUGAAUCCGCCCGCCAGUGUUUCGUCUCUGAGACUCCCCCAAACGGAAUCUGAAGGCCCAGAGUUCAUGAUGGGUGACCUGAACCCCAAGGACGUGUUGAAAUCACUCCUGCGAGACAUGCUCAAGUCGAAACAGCAAGGUGAGAUCAAGCAGAAGACGCCCCCCACCAUGGACGAAAUCAUCGACUCGUACAUCAACACUAAACAACAAAAGCCAGAUGACAGUUUCGAUAUAGAAACAGACAUGAACUGCAACUUGCGGUCGACCAAGUACAUUACCGACGGACAGUGUGUGUCCACCAAACCCGUUGUGGAAGCCGUAUGCGCCAACCGCUGUCUUGUUUCGGCCAACUCGUUGAGUCAGAGACAUCGAUCUUCUCUGUUUGACAACCAACAGGUGGAAGCUCUGCAGUGCGCCGACGGUGACGUGAAAAUGGUUCGCGUCCAGCUUAAGUGCCGGGACGGCAACAUGUUCAACAAUGUCAUAAAGGUGGUGAGCAACUGCAGGUGCAAAUUGCACCCGACUCAACCGCAGAUGAGGAGCUACUCCCAGUCUAUGGUUAAACGCGAACGCGCCACCUUCAACCCAGAAAUCAUGGCUAUAGCCGCCGGUCGAUUCUAUAACAACUGACCACUCAAAUAUAUCAUUAUUUAUUAUUAUUUAUUAUAUAUUCACAUGUUGUCACAAGUAUAUUAGUGCAUUACACUUCGUAUACUGUUUACGGAAUUGUGCGCUUGGCCACUGUCGGUCUCUAUGUACGAAUGUAUUUAUUUAUUUAAUUCUAGUCUCUAAACUCUAAAGAAAAUGUAUAUUCACUAUCAUUGUUGUAGUAUUAUUUAUUUAUUUAUUCAAUAAAAUACUUUUCGUACGUAAUAA